Molecule: messenger RNA, 3424 nt
Organism: Cygnus atratus (black swan)
Lineage: Eukaryota; Metazoa; Chordata; Aves; Anseriformes; Anatidae
Gene: LASP1
Product: LIM and SH3 protein 1
Exons: 6
Coding region: 46-1299 (417 amino acids)
Cellular component (GO): focal adhesion
Molecular function (GO): actin filament binding
Source: RefSeq, a predicted model, not a curated record
CCCAGAGGCGGCGGCGGCAGCGGCGGGCGGCAGCGGAGCCCGGCCAUGAACCCCAACUGCGCCCGCUGCGGGAAGAUCGUGUACCCCACCGAGAAGGUCAACUGCCUCGACAAGUUCUGGCAUAAAGCAUGUUUCCACUGCGAGACCUGCAAGAUGACCCUAAACAUGAAAAACUACAAGGGCUACGAGAAGAAGCCGUAUUGCAACGCACACUACCCGAAGCAGUCCUUCACCAUGGUGGCAGACACUCCUGAGAACCUGCGUCUGAAGCAGCAGAGCGAGCUGCAGAGCCAGAUUCGCUACAAGGAGGAGUUUGAGAAGAACAAGGGAAAAGGCUUCAGCGUGGUGGCUGACACCCCGGAGCUGCAGAGAAUCAAAAAGACUCAGGAUCAGAUCAGCAACAUAAAGUACCAUGAAGAGUUUGAGAGGAGCAGGAUGGGCCCCAGCCCCAGCGAGGGUGCCGAGAUGGAGCGCAGGAACUCCCAGGAAAGCACCAAUUACCGGAGACCCGCAGAGCAGCAGCAGCAGCCGUCUCAUCACGUCCAGCCCAGCAACCCAGGUAGGGCGCAGGGCUCCAGGAAAGGCUGGCAGCUCUGCUCUGCUCCAGCCCUGUCGGCUGCUAGAGCCUUGUACUCCCUUGCAGGGGGCUUUGUGUGCCCCCUGAACCCCAGCGCCCAGCCGCAGCUCUGGCUGACAGCCCCAGUCCUUCCUUCCCAGUCUACCAGCAGCAGCAGCAGAUGUCGUCUCAGUCCUACGGCUACAAGGAGCCCGCGGCACCAGCCUCUACACAGCGCAACGCUCCUUCUGGAGGCGGGAAGCGUUUCCGCGCUGUCUACGACUACAACGCAGCCGACGAAGACGAGGUCUCCUUCCAGGACGGCGACACCAUCAUCAACGUGCAGCAGAUCGAUGACGGGUGGAUGUACGGCACGGUGGAGCGCACGGGCGACACGGGCAUGCUCCCCGCCAACUACGUGGAGGCCAUCUGAGCCGCGGGAGGGGACGGGGCACGCGGCCCCCCCGCCGAGCCCCCGGCCCGCGCCAGCCCCAGUGUGUGUGUGUGCGUCUCCCUCCCUCCCACCCAGCACCCCUUCUCCAGCGUGCUCUGCCGCUGCCUGCCGGAGCCGCGGGCUGACAUCUCGGUUUCUUUGUGUUUCUGCAGCCGCCUCUGGUUUCUCUUGCCAAUUUAGCUUUGUUCUCGCUCUGUCGGGACUGAGGGACUGUCUGCAAGGGAUGUUGGGGGCUCAGGAGACCAAACGGCCAUCGCUUUCCUUCUCCCUCAGUCUCCCCCCUCUCUAGCCUUCCGGAGGGGCUGGGGCACCCAUGCCAGCCGGGGCCCCCCUCCCAGGUGCUCGGGCAGUUACUGGCUGGGGGAAGCAGCCAAGUCGCUGGGAGCUGGUGCAGAGGGAGGAGCAGACCCUCUGCUGGGACCAAAUCCCCCCACCUUGCACCAGGACGGGCCAGGCAGGGAGAAGGGCAGGGAGGGAUGCUCGUUCUGAGGGCUGACGGGGGGGGGGGGAUGAGCUGGCAGCCUCCACCCUGUGCUGCUCUUGCUCUGGCUCACCCCGUUGCUUCUCCCAGCUCCGGUUUGGUGUUUCCAUCCAGCCUUCUCUCUCUUCAGUCCUCACAACGUUGCAAACCAGAAGAACGUUUGUGGUUAAAGUCGUAAAUGAGCUCUGUCUUUCUUGGGAUUCAGAGCGGCUGCUCUGGCCAGCCCUGGGCGCUGCUCCUGCCUCGGGGCCUGGCUGCCUUGUCCCAGCUCCCCCCUUCCUCCGGGCCCCACGGGGCCGAGCAGGGGCCAAGCUGCUGCAGGGGCCGGGGAACCGCAGGGCUCCGGGGGCUGGCACGGGGCUGGGCCGUGCUGGCAGCACCGCGCCACCUGGGCCUCGUGUCCCCCCUGUGGCUCCCUAUGUGGUCCUGCGUGCCGGGGGCAGCCUCUUCCUCUGUCAGCAGAUCCACCCGGACCCUUCCUGCUUUUCUUUUGCUGCUGCGGAGCUUUUGGGACCCUCCUGAGCCCUCCACACGCUGGGCAGAUGGUCUGGGGAGGCAGCAGGAUCAGCCCCCAUCCCCUGUGCCUCUUCUGGGCCGAGCGUGAAAGAUUUUCCCCCUCUGCCACCGUGCUGGGGAGCAUCCUGGGGACUGUCCCCCCCGGCGGCCCAGCCCUGAGUGGCAGAGGCAGAGAUGGGUUUGGCACCCCAGACCCCCACGCCGUCCCCACCUCUCACUGGUCCCCAGCGGUGGUGGCUUUUGGGGCCACCACUGACUUGGGAUCGCAUCACGGACCAAAAUUUCAAAGCACAUCCUUGUCCCCUUCUCCUUUGGGCUGCGGAGGUCCUGGGGCUGAGCAGGGACGGGUAUAACUGGAAGCCUGUGCGCAGGGAGGGAGGAGCGAGGAGCUCCUGCCCCGAGGGACUCGAGGGACCAAAAUGGCUGAGUUCAGACAUUCCUUGGCUCCAUCUGGGGCCACGUCCCUGGGGAUGGCCUCACGGAGUGGGAGAGGACCCCGUGCCUCCUGCUUGCAGUCCCCUUUCUCAAAGCACACAGGGUUGCAGGGUUGGGGUGACCGGAGACGGGGUUUGGGGCACAGCGGGGCCAGAGACCCACAGCAGGGUGUGAGCGGGGAGAGGCGAACGUCUUGCUCCUGGCUCGUUUCCCAGCUGGCUGCAACGGGAGGAGAAGCGUGGCCGGGGUUCCUGGCACUGCCAUCCAUCCCUUUGGGGACCCCAGAGGCAGCCGGGGUGGGCUUCACGGGAUGGGAAUCCCGGUCGGUGCUAAAACGAGCGAGCCCGAGGGUAGGGGAGAGGGGAUGGCGGGGGCGGAGGAGCCCGCGUCUCUCCCUGCUCACCCUGUUCUUAAUCACGUUCUUGUCUGGGAAUGGGGGGAUGUGUCAAUGUGAAUAAACCGUUUUUUAAUGGACCAAAUAACACAGGUGAUUACGUUUUGGUAUACAGACCUUUUUUUAAUGCUACCUGGAAACCAUUGUCCUAAGUCUCCCUGCCCCUGCCCUGCCCCUUCUCCCCAGCCAUGGGAAACAAACCUCUUACUGCUUGAUUUCUGCCUUUUCUCUCAACUUAUGCACUUUUUUGCCUUUUUCAUAGCUGAAAAGCACCUAAACCUGUAUUUAAAAUAAAUAAAUAAAUAAAAUGAUUAAAAAAAAUUAAAAGCUAAAUUGCUUCUCAUCAUGUGUAAAAUAGACCUCAUCCAUCUUUGCUUCCCCGGUUGCAUCUCGGUGCUGAGCUUAGAACGUGUUUUCUUCCAGAUCCGUUGCUUGAUUGGGGUUUGUCCUUGUGUACUCCUUCCCCUCGGGUUGAGCAUCCAUGAAUAAAACAUUAUUUGGCCUUUUUAACCAAACUGUCAAAUGAAACAUACCAAUUGAUUCUCCUUCCUGGUUUACUCAAAAAUAAAAGUAUAAUUUUUACCUGCC